UAUACUGCAGCCCGCGACGUAAUCAUAAACAUGUGUUUUGCGAGAAGCUUAUUAAAGACAUGCAGACGUAUAUAUUUAGAGCGUCCUCUUCUAGGCAAUUGCAUAACAUACGCAAUCUUAUAUCCUAUGGGAAGCUUUCUGCAUCAAAAUAUUGACGACAAAAAUUAUAAACACUACGAUUAUGUAACCAUGAUGAGAUUUAGUUUAUUUGGCGCAUUCUAUGUUGCCCCAUUACUGCACGGUUGGAUUAAACUGACCUCGGCCAUGUGGCCAAACACUAAUUUCAAAUCGGGCCUAGCGAAGACACUCGUAGAGCAAGUAUCUCUCAGUCCUCUCUCUUCCUAUACGUUUUUCCUAGGCAUGGCUCUAUUAGAGGGUAAAACAUUUCAAAACGCUCGAAAAGAAGCUAAUGAAAAAUUUUUACCCACAUUUAAGAUAGCUUCCUGCGUUUGGCCCUUGUUACAACUUUUCAGUUAUUCAGUGCUGCCUGAACGGACUCGUCUAUUAUUUAUUGGCUUUUGCAGCGUAUGUUGGACUGCCUUCCUGGCAUGGGUUAAAAAAAAAUCGGUUAAAAUGACAUAA
Messenger RNA from Glossina fuscipes, 582 nucleotides. RefSeq names its product PXMP2/4 family protein 4-like. NCBI's taxonomy places the organism in Eukaryota, Metazoa, Arthropoda, Insecta, Diptera, Glossinidae. Gene Ontology annotation, cellular component: membrane; cytoplasm. Bases 31 to 582 code for a protein of 183 amino acids. The transcript has 5 exons. The record is from RefSeq and is a predicted model, not a curated record.